AUGGCAUUCACUUCAUUUCCUCGCUAUCGUUUUCUUCAUGAUCCAUUCUUCUUCUAUUCAUUGGAUUUGUUCGAUCCAUGGUUUGAUUUCGAUUGGUUUCCAUUGUACCCUCCUGUAACAUCAAGAUACCAACGAAUCAAACGUCAAGAACGGCUGUCGUAUACAACAACUACAACGAAUAACAACACCACGACUAAUGACACUUAUCAGUUUCCUCAACGCACAGACACGAAUCGAUUAACUUCUUAUAUUACACCAAGUAACACAUUGACAGUUGAGAUACCAGUGCAAAAUUCGAAUAGUGACCGUCGACUUCAACGGGCUAGAAGUAGCAGUCAAAGCUUGACACAAUUUAGUCGACAAGAUCGUUUAUUUGAUGAUGAUAGUUUUCUCAAUGAUGCUGAGAUUCAACCACGUACUGUGAACAAAGGAAACAAUAAAAAACAAUUGGAAUGGUCUAUUGAUAUGAAAAACUUUCGGCCUGAAGAAAUAAAUGUUUCAGUUAAUAAUAAUAGAUUAAUUAUUCAAGGUCAGCAUCAACAUGAAGAAGCAAAUCGUUCGGAAAGUGCAUCUUUCUACAAAUCAACAACAUUACCACCCGGAACACGUAUUGAUCAACUUCAAUCGCGUUUCAACGACGGACAAUUGCAAAUUGAAGCGCCACUCUCGUAA
Molecule: messenger RNA, 672 nt
Organism: Adineta ricciae
Lineage: Eukaryota; Metazoa; Rotifera; Eurotatoria; Adinetida; Adinetidae
Source: the annotation of a GenBank genome assembly